Molecule: messenger RNA, 2211 nt
Organism: Zingiber officinale
Lineage: Eukaryota; Viridiplantae; Streptophyta; Magnoliopsida; Zingiberales; Zingiberaceae
Product: AT-hook motif nuclear-localized protein 22-like
Exons: 2
Coding region: 907-1860 (317 amino acids)
Biological process (GO): vegetative to reproductive phase transition of meristem
Cellular component (GO): nucleus
Molecular function (GO): DNA-binding transcription factor activity; minor groove of adenine-thymine-rich DNA binding
Source: RefSeq, a predicted model, not a curated record
GGAAAGUCUAAAUCGAGAGGGGAGUAAUAAUCAGAGUUGUGUCGGAUCCCGUGGAAGGCGGAGAACUAGGUCCACUAAUCUGAGCCAAUGACCGUCUCGAUCUCCUUCGCUUCUCCAGCACGAUCGGUGCGGUUUCGUGUAGGGUUUGGCCAUUUGCUCGCAGAAUCUUAGGGACAGUGGAUUUAAUUAUACGGAUAACUACUGGCCUUGUCUAACCCGUGCUUUUGGAGAAACACGUAGGUUUAGCCUGACCUUGACAGAGAGACUACAGGAACAAUAAGCAGGCAGUCUGUCUGUCACGGAGAGGGAAAGUGAGAGGGGGAAGGGAAGAAGGAGCAGUGCUGGAAGAACUGCAUGAAAGAGAGCAUAAAAAAGAAUUCUGAGAUCGGCCGGGGAGUCGAGGACGAGAGGGAGAAAAAGGAAGGAUGAAAUGAAAAAAAAUGCAUGGAAUAUAAUAUAACGAGAGAGAGUGAGACAGUGGUGGGCCCAUCACCCAUCCACCGCCUGCUUGGUUGUGUCAUACCGUGGCGAUCAUCAUCAUCCAUUUCAUAUCUCCUCUCGUCGUCCUUUAGACCAGCUACAGCGCUAACCCUAACUCGUCCCUCCUCUUCCGAUCCUCCGCCCAAAACCACCUCUACAGAGCCACCACCCACCGUCGAUGAACAAACACCGAUCCGAGCUAAAAAAUGGUGGAGAAUAUCUUAGAUAAGGUUGCAAGGAAAAGGAGAGACAAGACUCCGAAUUCCUUUUCCUUUCAACCUCAUCUUUUCCGCGCCUAGCACGCAGAGGCACUUAACUUAUUUUUCUUAAUCUCCAAACCUUCUUCGACUGCACUGUUCCAUUUCCUGUGCGUUGUUACACCCAUAAGCGAAGGGAACUUGCCAAGUAGCUACCUAGGGGGUCGUGAUGGAUCCAAUUACGCACCAUCUUCCUCCUCCCUUCCACACCCGGGAAUUCCAACCCCUCCACCACUUUCAACAACUUGAACAGCAGCAGCUCAAGAUGGAAGACGACGACAACGGCAUCCCCAGGCUCCACCGAGGCAAGAAGCGCGAUCUCGACGAAGAAAUACGCGACAAAGGCGCGAACUCCAAUUAUAACGGUGGGGGCGGCGAAUCCAAGGAGGUGCUCCCCACUACCUCAGCGGGGGAGGGCGGCGGCGAGAUCAUGCGCCGCCCCCGCGGCCGCCCAGCGGGGUCCAAGAACAAGGCGAAGCCUCCGAUCGUCAUCACGCGCGACAGCGCCAACGCGCUGCGGUCGCACGUGAUGGAGGUCGCCGGGGGCUGUGACGUCGUGGAGAGCGUCUCUGAAUUCGCGCGCCGCCGGCAGCGCGGCAUCUGCGUGCUGAGCGGCGGCGGAUCGGUGGUUAACGUCACUCUUCGGCAGCCCGGCACGGCCGGGAGUACGGUGGUGAAUCUGCACGGCCGGUUCGAGAUCCUGUCGAUGUCGGGGUCGUUCCUCCCCCUGCCGGCUCCGCCAGCCGCGAGCGGCCUGGCGAUCUACCUGGCGGGUGGGCAGGGGCAGGUGGUCGGCGGGACCGUGGUGGGGGCACUCAUAGCGUCAGGCCCGGUCAUCAUAAUGGCUGCCUCGUUUGGGAACGCGGCGUACGAGCGGCUGCCGCUGGAGGAGGAGGAGGAGGCACUGCAGGGGCAGCAACUGGGCGGUGGGCUGGGGUCGCCGGCCGCAAUGAUGGGGCAAUCGCCGCCGCCUCACCAGCAGCAGUUACUUGACGGCAACCCCUCGCUUCUCCACGGACUUCCUGCGAACCUACUCAACAAUGUGCAAUUGCCUGCCGACCCCUACAGCUGGGCCACCGGCUGCGGCGGCGGCGGCGGCAGCGACGGACGCCCAAUCUUCUGAUGACAGUACACAUGCAUUUUCGAUCGUAAUUAACUGAACUCGAAUGGUAGAUCAAAUUAAUUAAUUAACUAGCUUCUUGCUUCAUCAGCUCCGAAGCUAAUUUGUGAGAGAAUGAAGCCUGAAUGAUAUCUCAUGUGUUCAGGCUUAUCUUCUUCUUCUUCUUCUUCUUCUUCUUCUUCUUCUUCUUCUUCGUUUCGGUUUCAACUACUGCAUGCUUCUCGUGCCUGUUACUUUCAAUUGGUUUCUGUUUCUAGCGUCUCCUCCUUUUGUCUGAUCUGAUUUGGACAAUUACAUUACUCCUUGUACAUUAUUAUUCUAUGAACGAACUUUGGAGUGAUCAUCUUCUUGAUU